Molecule: messenger RNA, 1271 nt
Organism: Morone saxatilis (striped sea-bass)
Lineage: Eukaryota; Metazoa; Chordata; Actinopteri; Moronidae
Product: adapter protein CIKS-like
Exons: 9
Coding region: 99-1271 (390 amino acids)
Biological process (GO): humoral immune response; positive regulation of canonical NF-kappaB signal transduction
Source: RefSeq, a predicted model, not a curated record
UGGGAAUAUUUCCUGUUUGCCUCAGAACAGGUUUGUGCUGUGGCUGACGAAAAAGCAGGUCUAAGAAAAGAGGUGACAGACACUUCCUCAGUGACAAAAUGGACUCUUUUAAAGGACCUUGUCCUCAUCAGAGUGUUCCAGUUGAAAUUGAUGAGAGCAGUCUGGACUUGGUCGGGCCUCCCCCAUGCAAACAGUGUAUUGGGGACACAGAGACCAGCAAAAGGCUGCAGGAAUACGACUGUGAGCAAUCCAAGGGGGCAGUGCACGAUGCUCACCAUUGGGGAGUCCCUGAGGACCAGCACGAACCCAGAGCAGCCUGUUACCCUGCCGCCCAACCUCGUUUCAUCCCCCCUUCACACUUAGGACAGAUGAACCCCCCCUACCCUGCAGGUCUCAGAGAGAAGGAGCUGCUGUAUGAACAGUAUCUCAGAGUCAACAAUAGUAGAAGUUUUGCACGCCCUUCAAACUAUCCCCAGGAUCGCUCUAUGGAGGAGACGGAAAACUUGGAGCCCCCUCAAACACUCAUGUCUCUUAACUUCAAACAGUGUGUCCCAUCUCGAUACCCUGCACCACGUAUGCCCGGCCACAAUCCAAUGCCGGGGAGUUUUCCCAGACAGUGUGCAUGCUGCCUUCCAGCAAAUCUGCCCCGUCUCGAUAAUAAUUAUCGUCAUUAUAAAUAUGAUUACCCAGUGGAUCCUCACCAGGAGCCUCAAUACCGCCAACAGUCAUGGAAUUCCCCUAAUGAUGGACUGCAACAUAAACAGGCUCCAAAUGCCCCCCAUGGAUCUGCACCUCGGUUUGUGGCCCCUCAUAGAGAUUUGAUGCAUGAGGUCAGCGUGGAUCGCUCCUUCCAGGCUGGUCCAGGACCAGCCACGAGGGAGAUCAGGAGGACCAUCUCCCUGUCUAAGGAGUGUAGGAAUGUUUUCAUCACAUAUUCAUUGGACACGGCAGAUGAAAUGCUUACUUUCGCCAAAUUUCUGACCGAUCAGGGGUUCGAAGCAGCAAUCGACAUCUUUGAUAAUCCAGUCCGAAGAAUGGGCAUCACUAAAUGGAUGGACAGAUUUUUGAAUGAUAAAUCAGUGCUCAUCAUUGUGGUGAUCAGCCCCAAGUACAAGGAGGAUGUGGAGGGAGACGGAGACGAUGAGCAUGGCCUGCACACAAAGUACAUUCACAAUCAGAUCCAAAAUGAGUUCAUCCAGCAAGGCUGCCUGAACUUCAGACUGGUGCCUGUGUUGUUUCCUAAUGCAACCAAGGUAAGCACAAGCAAUUAA